Molecule: messenger RNA, 1795 nt
Organism: Pieris brassicae (large cabbage white)
Lineage: Eukaryota; Metazoa; Arthropoda; Insecta; Lepidoptera; Pieridae
Product: lachesin-like
Exons: 10
Coding region: 228-1415 (395 amino acids)
Cellular component (GO): neuron projection
Source: RefSeq, a predicted model, not a curated record
CAGACGACUUUCGCGCCAAAAGCUCGCGUAUCACGCUCUCGCCACGCGACUGAACUGUCGCCCGCUCAACCUACAAUCACCCAAUGAAUAUUUAAUUGAACCGAUUCCUUCGCCGGCGAAUCAAUGAACAACUUCACUGCCGCAAGUCAUGAUAGUAUUCCUGUUGACAUUAUCGCAAUUGGUGGAAAACUUUUCCUAUAAAAUGCCGGUUGGUUGAAUUUACAAACAUGAACUAUCAAAGAGAUUGGUGCACUUUUAUACUUUUCAUCAUAAGCUAUGCAACGGCGGCCGAUGAGUCGCUAUUCCCACGUUUUGUGGAACCAGUUCCAAAUGUUACUGUCACAGUGGGGAGAGACGCGCUGCUCGCCUGCGUCGUUGAGGACCUGAGGGGAUAUAAGGUUGCUUGGGUCCGAGUGGACACACAAACAAUUCUAAGUAUUCACCACAAUAUCAUCACUCAGAAUCCCCGCAUUAGCCUCUCCUACAAUGACCACCGGUCAUGGUAUCUUCAUAUAAAGAACGUUCAAGAAAUGGAUCGAGGAUGGUAUAUGUGCCAAGUUAACACUGACCCCAUGCGAUCAAGGAAGGGAUACCUCCAGGUUGUUGUACCACCAAUGAUAAUUGACAACAUGACAUCAACUGACAUGGUCGUACGUGAGGGCACCAAUGUCACCAUGGUAUGCCGAGCAACCGGCUACCCUGAACCUUACGUCAUGUGGAGACGAGAAGACGGCCAAGAAUUCAAUUGCAACAGCGAAUCGGUGAACGUUGUGGACGGAGAAAACCUUACCAUAUCGAAGGUGUCCCGUUUACACAUGGGUGCCUACUUAUGUAUAGCCUCAAACGGUGUUCCACCUUCUAUCAGCAAAAGGGUGGUGUUAAUGGUGCAAUUCCCGCCAAUGUUAUCAAUCCCGAACCAGUUGGAGGCUGCGUAUUUAGGACAAGAUGUGACAUUGGAGUGCCACACUGAAGCAUACCCUUCAUCUAUAAACUAUUGGACAACGGAUAGAGGAGAUAUGAUAAUAUCAGGUAACAAAUACAUCACAUCCCUGAGCGAUGACGGCUACAGUCGGAAGAUGAAUCUAGUAAUAAAAAAAGUAUCAGCAAAAGAUUUCUCGUCGUACCGCUGCGUCGCUAAGAACUCAUUGGGCGAGACAGACGGCCUUAUACGUCUGGAUGAAAUUGCAGCGCCGUCAACAAUUAGCACCACAGUCAGUUACGUCGCAACUUUUCCACAGAAGAAAAAAGGUAAGCACAAAAAUCGUUGGCGUGAUAGCUCAGCUGAGAACAGAGUCAUCGGGGACUACGAAGUUGAAGAAUGGAAAGAUAUUGAUUAUGAUUCAACGCAGUCUUCGAGGAGCAGUGCCGUGUAUGGAAGUACCCUAGUAAUUUUAUUUAUACUAUUUCUUAGCUGACAUCAACUAUUGUAAUCAUUUUCAGUGCCAAUAUUAAAGGAAUAAGCUUUGUACAUCGCUGAGUUAAAUUGUAAAUUACUAUACAUUUUUAUGUAAAUAAUUGUAUUGUUUAACUAAUCGCUAAUAUUACCGAGAUAUAGCACUCGAAUACACGUAUAUGAUAUAUAUAUUUGAUGUUCGUUGGUCUGAUUAGUGUCCCGUUUAAUAUCAUAUCUUCGCUGUCUCGAGAUUUAUUUUACCAAAUAAGAAGGUACAUAUUUGUCAUAAUUGUUAUGUCCGUAAGAAACAUCUUCGCGGUAACCUGUCUUAGACUUCCUUUUAUUGAUACUGUAAUUUGUCAGCCGGACUCAGAAUCCGUCAUUAAGGUUUGACUGUUACUU